Molecule: messenger RNA, 1197 nt
Organism: Daktulosphaira vitifoliae (grape phylloxera)
Lineage: Eukaryota; Metazoa; Arthropoda; Insecta; Hemiptera; Phylloxeridae
Exons: 7
Coding region: 518-1114 (198 amino acids)
Source: RefSeq, a predicted model, not a curated record
AGUUAUUCUAUCAUUAAAGCCAUAGUAUUUUAAAUUUGUCAUUCAAAAUGCUGUUUUCUAACAAAUUUUUUGUAAUUUUAUUCAUGUUUUACUUUUUAAAAUCAGUAUCAUCAAAAUGGGGUAAUAUCAUUAACUAAAUGCGAGUUGUGUUUGAAGUAUUGUUAAAUAAAUUGGCCAAGUGAGAACUGAGAAAAAUAAUCGACAGAUACAAAAAAUAAAUUAAUUGAAAAAUAAACAUAUCAAAGUAAAAUUGAUACAUCUUCAGCUUUGCAUCGAAGUUAAUAGUUUAAAAAUUAAUUUUGGUGACUCGUUUGAUUACGAAUAAUAGCCAUAGGUUGGCGUAAAAUAUUUAAAAAGUAUAACAUCAUACUAUGGAAACAAAGUACAAUUUAAUGAAGAUAGUUUAAAUAUACCGCUUUAUUUCUACCCAGUUGACAAACACUGGAAAAUAGAAAAAUGUACUAGUCUGGGGCUUACAUUCAAAGAACCAAUAACGCGGCAUAAAUUUUCACCAACUAUGGUUCCAAUUGAAACAUUUUAUGAUCGACAUGAUUUGUUCAAAUUAUUAGCUAAUUUUUUAUGUGGAGAAAGAAAGUAUGACAAUAUUUUAAAGAAAAAAAUUAUACAAAGCAUGAAAAAUAAUGAAGAUAUUAAAAAAUUAUUUGAGUCUAAAGAAUUAUAUGAUAUUUAUAUGAGUUCAUCAAGAAUAGUUAACAAAAUCAAACCAAUUGAUAUAAAUGAUACAAAAUGUCCAGUUUGCUAUGUAAAAUCUCCAUACGUUAUUGCUAAAUGUAGACAUCCAUUAUGUUAUGAAUGUGCUGAAAGUUUACGAAUCCGUAAUCAAAAGUCAUGUCCACUUUGCACAAUGCCUUUUAAUAUAAUUGCCAGUAUACAAGAUGGGUUUGUAAUAAGUAACAAUGGUUCUGUAGAACUGUUGGCAGCCGCUUACUUAUUAGAUGUUUGUAUUUUUGUGUAUAUUAAUAAUAAAGAUUGGUUUCUUUUUCGAAAAGACUGGCCCAAUUACGACAAACUAGAUAUGAAAGAUGAAAAAUGUAUUUAUCUGUACAUGAAUGAAACACAAAUAGGUAUUGUUACUAUGGUUGUCGGAACUUAAAUUGUCAUUAAAUUAUAUAGUUAUAACACCAAAUUAAUAAAUAAAUUAAUAUAUAUGAAAAUAUAAUUUAAUGUAAUCGAUUA